AUGGCGCCGUUUCCAGCAUACAUGGAGCCGUUUCCAGCAUACGUAGAUCCGUUUUUAUCGGACGUGAAGCCUGCGCUCUUGCCGCCAUUCGAGCCAGAGGGACCAAAGGCAGACAAAACCCCAAACCAGCCCAGUGAGCACGCGGGUACCAAGAAGAAGGAAACGGACACGAACAAGAAGAACAAAACGGUCGAGACCCCACAAGGGCCGACUGACCCCGAGGAUGCUCUUCUCAACGAGUCUGCCAAACUCACCCUUCAGGAUCCGGAGGCCAAGGAAGUGAAUGCCAAGCCGAUACUGCCAAAGCCAUUGCAGAAACCACUGCCACUCAGACUGCAGCGUGAACCGCCCUCGCAAAGAGGCGCACGUUACGCACGUGACAAUGCUACAUGGCGCCUCGCUGAUUCCAUGACGAACGAGGAAAAGCUGAGGGAUUUCUUUGCUUUCGCCGUUUUGUUGAAUGGGGCGGUAGCAACAAAGGCUGACUAUAUUUACCAUAGUCGCAACUUCGCUCGGCAGCAACAGACUCGUCCGAACCCGAAUCAGAAUCAGAACCAGAACCAGUCACCAAGCCGCACGAACACCUCGUCGCCGUCCGCGUACAGCUCCUCCGGCCUUGCCCCGCCAAGCAUCCCCGCAGUCCCCGGCCCGCCGUCCAUGACCACCAACAAUAUGCAAGCCAACGAGCAAGCUCAACAGAGCAAGCAAGGCGAGAAGAGGAUUCCGCUCUUCUUCCGUGAGAAGUACACAACCCUUAUUGUUAAGGGCAACUUCAUGACCCUUGCCGCGAAGCCUGUCUUGGUCGAGGAGGGCGAGUGGAUGUCGCAUCAGAGUAUGUCCAAUCGCGACGUUGACGUUGAGGCGCGGAUACCAUGACACUAAUCUUUCGUACAGUCGUUGAGCAGAAUCGCCUCCUGAGUGGCAUGGUCAAGUGCGUGCUGGGUACUCCGGACCCUUCCACUGCCCGUUCGCUCUGCAAUGAACACAGCUGCCCAACCAUGGCUGCAGGCUCGUAAGUUGUGACACAUGUUCAAUUAUACGUGAUUCACGAACGCUAACAUGACAUGUCAGCGUCAACUACACCUGGAUCGACACCAAUCGCCAGCCCAUCAACAUCCCAGCACCAGCCUACAUCAAGAACAUCCUGACCUGGGUCAACGGCAAGAUUCAAGACGAGAGCCUCUUUCCAACCAUCAACUUCAACACUGCACCAGCCUUGCCGACCGCGCAGCAAGUCGCCAAUGACGCUAGCCACUGGCUGGGCAAGACAUCUGGCUUUCCGCAGCGCUUUGAGUCGGAAAUCAAGCACAUGUACAAGCAGAUGUUUCGCUGCUAUGCACACCUCUACUGGCAGCACUGGCUCCAGUUCUGGGAGCUGGGAGUGAGCCGCGAGCUCAACACCUGCUUCAUCCACUUUAUCAACGUCGGCCGUCUCUUCGGCCUCUUGUCUGACAAAGACACUGAGCCAAUGCAGCCGCUCAUCGACCUGUGGGUUCGUCGUGGCGACCUUCCGAAGCUCAAGGAAGAUGAAAACGAAGCCGGCUCGUCAUCGACGGCUAGGGCCACAACUUCGACUCCUGCGCCGAGCACCUCCGCGUCGACUGCUCCAGCUUCGAGUUCGGCAGCUGCUUCUGCCGCGCCAGGAACUGCGGCUUGA
Messenger RNA from Lecanosticta acicola, 1657 nucleotides. Lineage: Eukaryota; Fungi; Ascomycota; Dothideomycetes; Mycosphaerellales; Mycosphaerellaceae. The record is from the annotation of a GenBank genome assembly.